GUUUUGCCAGUGCAGUGCAGCAGAAGAGAAUGAGGUCACGCAGCUAAUAUCGACACGGAUGGAUGGAUGGAUGGAUGAGUGGAUGUGUGUGAGUGAGUGAGGAAAGGUCAGGCAAGGCAAGGAGAGAAAAAUGCGGCGAAAGCAAUGCAGCAACGAGCGAGCAACGCUCCGGGCGGUUUCCCGCGCCGCCCAGAGGCACUGACGCGUGAAUGACACUGCCUGUAUCCAAGACCCUGUUCUCAACCACACGCCACACCACGCCACAUAACACAAGACAAGACAAGACAGAGAGAGAUCAGAGGCGCAAACAGUCUACCCACCCACGAGAAACAACACCUUCUUCCCCUCUCCCCCCCCGCCAGACAAACCAGCCAGGGGGGGCGACACUCUCUGUAUGAGUGUGUGCAUGAAGGACAGAGGCAUCCGUCCGUGGCAAAAUUCAUCCCCUCUGCAGUGCACAUGACCGGUGCGAAACGGAAAGACAAAAACAAUACUCAGGCACUGUUGUACUGUGGGUAUGGACUGACAGCACACGUCACGUGCACACCAAGGGAAGGAAGGCAGGGCGCAAAACAAGCGGACACGCCGACUCACAGACAGACACAAGUCCCUGCCGACUGACUGACUGACUGUCAAGGCGUCUGUCGGGCUACUGAGGCAGACGACGGCAAAACGGGCGGUGACGACAGCGCCGCAUUUGCGGAUGGAUGGAUGGAUGUCUAUGGAUGUCUAUGUAUGUCUGUGUGUGUACGAACAAACAAACCCACCCAUGUGUGUGUGCCUCACAGUCUGUCUCUUUGCUGCAUAGGCAUGGAUCCACACGCAUAGCACACGGACAGGCACACGCAACCCAAUCAAGCUCCAGAUAAACGCCCGGCCAUGCGUAUCCAUCCACUCACUCACACGUAGGUCCAUCGAUAUAUAAACAUUCCUCUCCUUCCCUCUACAGUCUCUCUCUCGCCCCCUCCCUCCCUCUCUCCCUCUCUCUGCCUCCCUCUCCCCCGGGCCUUUGGCCUAGAAGGGUCGUCUCAGCUUCCUCAAAAACGCCGCAACGCCCUCGGCGUGGGUCGUGGACGCAUACAGAUCCUCACCAACCAGCGCCCGGCACCGCGCCGUCACCUUGUGCAGGUUGCGCCGGGGCAUAUAGGGCACCAGAUGAUGCUCGAUAUGAUAGUUGAAGUGCCCCACCCAGCACGACACCACGGCGUCCCACGACCCCAUCACCACACGCCGCAACACAGACGGAAAGGAGGCCUUGUCGUCACCAGCAGCAGCAGUAGUGAAGCCGUGCAAGCCGUGGUCCAUGGCGGCGCGGUUGUGGUUCUCUGUGACCCCGGCCUGGAGGGCCACAAAGCCGUGGAGCCGCUGGUCGACGGCCGACGUCUGGUGGACCGUCCCGAGGUACUGGUCGACAGUGAUCGCGUCGAACAGGAAAUGGUUGAGCGAUGCGCACAGGGCCAGCGAGGCAAAGCCGAACUCGCCGACCAGCAUGAUCCAUGACGCGUAAUGCCACGACGCGCCGAACAGCAGGGUGGGGAGGAAGGGAGCCGCCAUGCGCGCCAUGAUCCCGCCGAACACCAAGGCGUCCCGUCGCUUUGCGGCUUCGACGACCGACCUGGCAACCUCUAGAGGCAUGUAGAUCCACAGAAUGACGAAGAACCACAUGAAGCUGGCCCAUGUGGCGUAGCCGGUGGAGAGCUUGUCGAGGGAUGCUUCGAGCAGCUGAGCGGGGUGCCAGUAGACGAGGGGAGUGGUGUCGAGGGACUUGUCGCGGCCGACGACGUGGGGAAAGGCGUGGUGGGCGUCGUGCACAAUGGCGCCCUCUGACCAGUCGAUGCCGCCCCACACCACGGCAAACCACUUGCAGAAGCUGCACACGGCCCGGCCCCCACACACACACAGCCCCCAUGUGAAUGGGCAUCCAUAAGGUCGCCUGUCCCUCAGCCACAUACCGCUUUCCCUGUGCUUUGGUUUCGAAUGCCGACUGAUGGCCGACGUCGUGGCAGAGGUACUGCCCGAGCAAUGCGCCAAAAGCCCCGCACCCGAUGCUCGCCACAUAGAGCAGCCAUCCCCACCAGCUGGCAGGGAUUCGGCCCUGGAUGCACCAGUGGGCUGUCAGGAGCGAGAUGAGGAACAGCACAGGGCCCUGCAUGUCCCACAACCAGUGCCUCAACGGGUACGCGAACAGCCCCUCGGCGGCGAACUCCUCGAUGAGUUUGUGCAGGGCCUUGUCGCGGCUGCACAUGAGGUCGGACGUGUCUUCGCCACUACUGGCGUCUGGCUGAGUGAGGUAGCCCAUCCAGCUGACGCGCAGCCGCCGCCACACCUGAUCGGACUUGAUGUGUGCUGUGUAGAACGAGAGGGAAGCAUCGAUGCCUGAAGGAAUCAAGGACACAAAACAAACCAACCAUGUGGAAUGCGUUUCCCUCCUCCAUGGCGCAUCCGUCUGUCCUCACCAACGAAAUCAGCCAGGAAGUUCCCUCCAGGGUGUUUGCCGGGCGCCGUGAGUCCGCUGAUGUCAUAGACGCUGCCGUUGAUGAUGGUCCACUGCCGGCCCUCCUUGACUGCCUGCCGAAAUGCGGCCGGCGUGACGUACUUGGGAGUCUUGGCCUUGAGGCGCAUCUCGUGCUCGUGGCGCACGUUGAGGCGGUCACCGUUGCCGUGACGCCACCACCUCAUCAGGUGGUCUGCCCACGCACAAGCUGCAAGCAGAGCAGAGCAGAGCAGAGCAGAGCAGACAGGCAAGCAGUCUUGUCCACUGACGUGGCCCUGCCCAGUGACUCUCUCUCUCUGCAAGCGUGUUCACACCAGUGAGUUGGUAGAGCACACAGCCUCCCAACAAGACUCCCACCAACGUGACGGCGCCUGCAUGACAACACCACCAACACGCAACACGUGAGUGCAGCGAAGCAAGCCGUGAAAGAGUGAUGUAUGUCCUCUGUCUGAGUGACUGUCUGGUCUGCUCACAUCGUGUCCACAGUGUUGGCUCGGAGACCAGGGUCAGCCCGACAAGCCCAACACCGAAGAGGAGGGCAUUGACGAGCAGGGCGUUGCCAGCGAGCCAAGGCGGCCCCGAUACCCGCUUGGCUUGCAUCAGCACCUGCUGGACGACCUCCCUCCGAGAUAGUGAGAAGAGGUCAAGGAAGCCCAUCGAGGCACUGGCGGCGCGGGACGGCGGACGAUGGUAAAGUGGGUGCUGCCCAGCCGCAGAUCAGCCACCCUGAGCCCUCCAGCUGACCACCUCAGAUUAGCUCCACCGCACGCAGACACACGGACAAAUCCUCGGCAGCAGAGAGACGGCCCUUCUGUGGCUGUCUUUGUGUGACCUUGCUGUGUGACCUUGCCGUGGAGCCCUCUCU
Vitrella brassicaformis is the source of this 3359-nucleotide messenger RNA. Lineage: Eukaryota; Vitrellaceae. The record is from the annotation of a GenBank genome assembly.